AUGGCUGAGAAAGGGUGCGUUGGAAGUUUCAAACUCUUCCUUCCAACUCCAGCCUUAAAAAUGAUUCGAUUUAAACUAGAACUCAGCCCCUGCCGUUUGGAAAUCAACAGGAAGAUGCGAACUUUUCACCACCGAAGGCAUUUCAUGCCCCAAUACGAUACGGGGGGAGGGGGCAGCCCCCCAACCUCCCGGCCCCCUCCCUCCAUGUCCAAGGAGGAGCUGCCCCCCAUGGCCCUGCGGGCCCUGAAUUUGGGGUACCCACCGAGGCCGGGCCGGGAGGAAGAAGAAGAAGAAGAAGAGCUGUGCGCCCUGGGCACCAGGAGUGGUGCCAAGAGGAAGAGGAGCCGUGCCAGCCCGGGGGGCGUGGGGAGGAAGCCCCCCAUGCCCAAGCCCGCUCCGGGGGAGGGGAAACAGUCGCAGAGGAACGCUGCCAACGCCCGGGAGAGGGCCAGGAUGAGGGUGCUCAGCAAAGCGUUCUCCAGGCUGAAGACCAGCCUGCCCUGGGUGCCCGCGGACACCAAGCUCUCCAAACUGGACACCCUGCGCCUGGCAGCCAGCUACAUCGCCCACCUCCGCCAGCUCCUGCAGGACUCCCCCUUCGACGCCGGCUACGUGCACCCCGUCAACCUGACCUGGCCGUUCGUGGUGUCCGGGAGACCCGAGCAGGACUCCAAGGACGUCCCUGCCUCCACUCGACUCUGCGGAACGAGGGCUUAGCCCCCAGGCCCGGCCUCGUCGGGUGGUCCGCCUGCUCCCCACGUCCCCCUGGGGGGACCCAGGACUCCCCCAGGGCGCACGGAUUUGCCGAUAUAUUGACAGCAAGGAGAGCCCAGACUCCGGACUGAUGGAGAGCAGGAGUGACGGGGGGUCAGAGGUCGCAGGGCCGUGACCCUCGAGCCCUCUCGUCCCCCCGGUCCAGCCCCACGUGGAGAAGUGGGAUCCAUG
Molecule: messenger RNA, 945 nt
Organism: Tachyglossus aculeatus (Australian echidna)
Lineage: Eukaryota; Metazoa; Chordata; Mammalia; Monotremata; Tachyglossidae
Gene: MSC
Product: musculin
Exons: 5
Coding region: 1-717 (238 amino acids)
Biological process (GO): skeletal muscle tissue development; regulation of transcription by RNA polymerase II
Molecular function (GO): RNA polymerase II transcription regulatory region sequence-specific DNA binding; protein dimerization activity; DNA-binding transcription factor activity, RNA polymerase II-specific
Source: RefSeq, a predicted model, not a curated record